Messenger RNA from Rhipicephalus microplus (southern cattle tick), 3330 nucleotides. RefSeq names its product serine hydrolase-like protein. NCBI's taxonomy places the organism in Eukaryota, Metazoa, Arthropoda, Arachnida, Ixodida, Ixodidae. The record is from RefSeq and is a predicted model, not a curated record. Gene Ontology annotation, cellular component: membrane.
UAUAACUAUGGUAUAGGUGUUCUGUGCGUCAACCUUGCCGCUCGUGCCCUUUUCUGCUUAAUAGUGUUGAUGUGUGAGUGCCUCCGUAGAGAACAAAUGCAGCUGACGGCCGCACGGUUAGUUGAGUGACAUCACAGAAUACCUCAUCGCCGGACGCCUGAUGUAAUCAAGGGCAACUCCGUCUGAACGACUCUGAAUGGGCACCGCUGCCGCUGUACGCGAGUAUUUCUCCGCGUUUUGCAACGUUUUAUGAGGAAGCGCUACGUCCCGCUGGUUGUGCAAGGUGCGCCACUCGGAGAAGACCCCGUAGCUUUGACCGCUCUAACGAAUUGGUAUUAUUUUUUUCUACAGCCCUGGCCGGGCCAAGUUGGCCUCACUUUAAACAACAAUCACGGUCAGAACACCUACACCCCUAGCACCUCGCAACAUGUUACAAGUAAUGGGCACAUUGUGGUGUACGAAGCACCUGCGGCAGGUACUUAUCAAGUAUCGAAGGAUAAGUCAGUGCCGCGCCGCUACCAAUGAAGUCCCAGUCGUGGAGCGCAACGUUCGAGAACUGAAGAUCCCCACUUCCUACGGCCACCUCGCGGCUAAACAGUGGCUGCCGUCGUCAGCCGAGGACCCAAGUCGACGUGUUCUCCUUCUUCAUGGUUUCCAAGACAAUGCUGGGAGCUUUGACCUCCUUGUACCAAGGCUCGAUUCUCGUUGGAACGCUGUGGCGCUUGACUUCACUGGCCAUGGCCUGUCUUCACACCUGCCCAAAGGGGCGUCAUAUUUUUCGACGCAGUUUUUGCUCGACAUAUCACGGACAGCUGAUCACCUUGGCUGGAGUCAAUUCUCCUUGAUUGGACACAGUAUGGGAGGCCAUGGAGGCUUCUUCUAUUCUUGCCUUUUUCCUGAGAGGGUGCAGAAUUUGGUGUUGAUUGACGUUUUUGCACCUUCGUAUCGGAAUCCCAACGAAGUUUCACGAGGCUUGCGGGAAGUGUUAGAGGGCAAUGUGCGACUUGGUCACAAGGAUCUCAGCAAGCCGCCUGUCUACACUGAAGAGGAAGUGAUAAAGCUUUACAGGCAUAGUAUAGUUCCAGGCUACCUUCCUGACAACAUACGAACGCUGAUGAAACGUGGUAGCAAGCCUGUCGGGGACAACCGCUACAUCCUGACUAAGGACGUCCGACUGAAGUACACCAGUUGGUUUCAGUGUGACAGUGCUGCCCUGAAACAGUUCUACGGUAGCUACACCAACAACCUCCUGGUCGUAAUGGCUGUUCCUGGCCUUGGAGCCACAUCUUCAAAGCACAAGUUACUGUCAGACGUCUGUGCACAAAACUGCCGCACGUUUAAAAUUGCGGAAGUAGCAGGUAACCACCACGUGCACAUGACUCGACCGGAUGCAGUAGCUAGUCACAUACGUCCCUUCUUAGAUCCACAUUGAUGUGAUAAAGCAACAAUAUUUUGAAUGUAAAUUUUAUUUGCGCAUUAUCCUUCCAAGCAGCCAAAGUGAUAAGUAUCACUUAACAAUGUUUUAUUUUAGUUUUUAACUUGUGCUGAACUAGAUAAUUUCAACUACUGCCUUAAGGUGCAUAUUAGCACAGCUGAGCUGAGCAUCAUUCCAUUAUUUGCCGUAUGUGUAACGGCAUUUUAAAUUUGUCUUCAGGAAACUUAACAAGUUCUAACUAUGUUGGUAAAAAAAAAGAAACAAAACAAAACUUGUAAGGCAAAAUACUGCUAGCUCGAACGAGCUGGCAGUGUUUUGCAGCUAGCACAUUUGUAGUAAUGCAUAGCUGCUGCCUUUCUUUUUCUGUGCGUUUUACUUCAAUUGGUUCCAUGCUAACAAAAGAUAUUCAGUGGCACUACACUCUGCUAAGAAACAAUUAAACAUUUCUUUGCUUGUUUAAAUGGUCAUAAAAAUGAAUUUUAAACCCUGUGUAAAAUUUUUUUUUUCUUUGUUCAGAAAAAACAAGUAGCCAUGCUUGCUUGCCGAGCUGUUAGGCAUUUUGACAAUGUAUGUUCAGGAAUAUUUAGUCCUUUAUCAGAAAAAGAAAAUGCUGUUGCAUUUUAAAGAGGUGGUGCCACCAAAUUUGUGGCAUGCUUGUUCUUUGUUGUGAGCAUUUCCUGCGGCUCCAGGAAGCAUAAGACACACACCAAGAUUCGCGUAUUUUUUGCUAAAUAAUUUAUUAUUGCUUUACUUAUGAAAACCAUUUUCGGUUUCGCGGUGCCGAAUUGGGCAGUGGCGUUGAUGCAUAGGUGGCUUGGUCCUGUGAGCACACAAGGCUGUGACGCACAUCGCAUUAAGUUUCGCCUGCUCCCAUACACGCGUGCCACACUAAGCGCCAGCAAAACAAACACGACAGUCACCAUGGCCAGCUGCAGUAGCAUCGAGACAGUGGCAAGGCAAAAGGCAGCAAGAAGGAAACAACGUGUUUAUAUUUACAAUGUAUGUACAGAAUGUGGACGAGGAAGCUGCACGACGCUCGAUGCACCGACCUUUUAUCGGCGCCAAGAUGCUGAUGGAGGAUGAGACAGCCCCGCUUUUGGAUGCGCGCAGUGUCCUUGAACGACGCAUUGAGUGUCUUUUCGGAAGCACUCAGAGUCCUUGACGGACGUACACUGUGUUUCUGCAAGGGAUGCCAGCACACUCGUAACAGCAGGCAUGCUAGUUCUCUCCUUGUUCACAAAAUGCAUUUCGGAGAUGGUGGAGGUCAUUCACGUCACUACAAAUCUGGUGUGACGUCACGACAACUGCCGUUGCUUCUCCUAUUCUUAAACGACAGUGUUGCUGCGCAAGCGAUUCACCUAGAUCGCGGGAGUCAGCAUUCAGCUACACUUUUAGAAGUGAAUUCAAAUAUAUUCUACGCGUUUGUUGUGUCUGACUCUUCGUGUGGAGAGUCCUUGCAUACAAAGUAAACCCACAACAGGCUUGGGAUAGCCUUGAAAUUUGGUGUCACUACCUAUUUAAGAUAACCAGGCCUAAGUUGACAUGCACUAGUAAUCUUUGCUGUAUUUUUAUGGUUCAGACAUGACAAAAGAUUACAGAAUCUAUUAUGUCACAGUUCUUAUCAUGAUAGCUUAGCUGCGAAUGGGUUGCACUUAGCAGCGUGUUCAGUUCUUGGCCACAGAACUGCCAUUUUAGUGGGAAAGAAAUACACGAAAAUUCGUGUUCUUUGACUUCUUUCAGCUGAAAGUUAUGAUGAACUGUCUUUAAAUACAUCAAACUUACACAAUCUCAUUUCUAGGCUGUGCAUACUCUAUUGUAAGAAACAGAUGAUGGUAAUACGUAUGUUGAUUUCUGAUUUGUGCAAAUCUCAUGUGCAAAAUUAAUAGUUAAAUUAU